Messenger RNA from Penicillium pulvis, 1935 nucleotides. RefSeq lists its product as uncharacterized. Bases 1 to 1935 code for a protein of 644 amino acids. The transcript has a single exon. The record is from RefSeq and is a predicted model, not a curated record. Lineage: Eukaryota; Fungi; Ascomycota; Eurotiomycetes; Eurotiales; Aspergillaceae.
AUGAGAUGCGUGGCUCCGUGGGCUCGAAGACCCAGAUAUCUUCCUUGCGUCACCCUGAUCGUACGACCAAUCUCUCGGUAUCAUUCAUCCUCAUCCAUUGAUACCCUGACUAGCUCCAAAGCCAGUACUGAGUCCAUCGUCCCAUCUACCUCACAACUGCUUCGGUUCAGUAUUACCGCCUCAAGCAGAGUAGGUGACAAUAACCACAGUAAAGCAAUACGCAGUCAAGUUAUCAAGCUCCUCGAUGCUGAUUGGAACUUGGGUCCUCCUGCGGCCUUGUGGCUACCCCUCAAAGGUGUCCAACCAAUAAACCAGCGACAAGGUACUUUGUUGCUUAGCUCUGUGGUGGAUGUAGCAGCUUUGAAAUCCGUUAUUGAAAGAAUGGUCAUUCAUUCGGAGGGAGCUGCCCGGCUACAAGUGAACAAUUGUAUCGUUCUAGGGAAUGCGUUACAGCGCUGUCAGUCUCACAACACAUAUUCAGAGAUUGUUGCAGUAUUGAGCGAUAUUAUCGCGAGACUCGAACGGCUCAAACUUCCUAUAUACUCUCAGCUCUGUGAGCUUGGCAUCUACUAUGCAGCGCUAGACCUGUCCAUUCCCGCCCUACAUCAGUUUCUCCGCGCAUGGCAACGAAAAACCGCGAAGCGAUUGACCUUCGGGGAUCGAAUUGUUCAAGCACUGACAUCAGCUGUCAAUGCAAAAUUCUUCGAAACCCCGAAUUAUGACCCUUCACCCUUGCUCGCCGAACUUACAGGUGAAGGGGGCGUUCCUUCAGAUAUGCAUACUAUCUUGUAUCAGUCGCUUCACCAAAAUCAGCAUGACUUCGCUGCACUUCUCCGCCUUCUGGCUGGAAUCGGUAGUGACGAGCCAUUAUAUGAGUUCUGGGCUGCAUUCUUGCAGACAUUCGAUCGCAAAGACCCCGAUGCUUGCCGCUCUGCUUACAGUGUGGUUUUGAUCCUGAUCAAAUCUGGGCGUUCAGAAACAGCCCUAGAUUUCCUGGAAGAUAUCUCUAAGCAGUGCAAUGGCACAUUGCCCCAUAUCAAGAAUUCACAUGAUCUACAAACUCUAUUCCAGGAUCCUGUUGUCGGGAGAUCGCUGGCCAACUUGGUCAAUGAUGAGUGUUACAAAACGCUGCUGGAAGCGGGAUUCGCAAGUAUGGAGCAGAGGCUAGGCAUCACAUGGCAAGGGACUCGAGAAAAACCAAACAGCAAGGCACAUUUUGGUGUAACUCUGAAUUCUUUAUGGGCUACCUUGACGGAUCAGCCGCUACUAACUAUCGAUGGUGAUUGCGCGGGAUAUGACGAUAUCACCCGAUUUUAUCCUGAACUUCAAGCCCAUGGGUGCUCCAAAUCUCGUCAGGAGCUCGGGCAAGUUGUUGAUUUGCUCAAUGAUCAUGAUGGCGAUGUAUACAACGUGGUGGUGCAGCUCAACCUAAACGAAGAACAGUGGAAAUCCUUCCAAUCCGAAUUUCCUUCUGCCGAGUUUCGGUGGUGCCCUCAACGGUCACCAAUAGAGUUCUCCGACUCCCCACUCCCCACUUUGACAGACCAGUCUGAGCAAUGGACACCGGCUUCGCUCGGUUUGAUGCGGGCUCGCCCCUAUGUCAAUGGAGAGCCCCAAGCGGGGGCCAAUGGCUUGCAUUUGAUGCAGUUGGGAUACCUGGAAAUGCGGCGUGGUCCAAACGAGCCAUGGAAACCAUCCGGGUAUAUUGUGGCGUGGGAUCGUCAGUUUGGUGAAACCAUUGCUCUCUUUGUUGGGGAAUAUUCAGCGGUCAUCGGCCGUGGCGCAGCCUCCGCAAAUGCUCCAUUCGGCACUGUAAUGUCUAUUCGGCCAUUUGACAAGCCCCAUGUAUUACCCUUGUCUCCCGAUCGACAACCUCGUGUCUUCUCCGGUCGUUAUUACUUGGACGUUGAUCCAAGUCCAGAUUUGGGUCCGUGA